AUGCAAAAUGUUACUGAAGCGCAAAGAGAUGGCGUCUGGGCAACCCAGGAGAAAAAUACACGGCUGUUUACUGAUGCCUUCCAUACUUGUCGCUCAGUGGUACUGCUCUUCAGCGUCAACAAGAGCAUGGCCUUCCAGGGGGCUGCCGUCAUGACGAGCCCACCCUCCCCAAGCGUUCCCCAACCAGGCUUCUGCAAGAAACUAAAAUGGCCUUGCUCACCACCAUUCCGCAUUCGUUGGAUCUGCACCACGUCGGUCCACUUCAAAUUCGUGGGUCACCUCAGAAACACGAUGAAUCUUGGCGAAGACGGCCAGCCGCAUGCUGUGCUUGUUGGGAAAGAUGGACAGGAAGUUGACAAGUCAGCUGGCGAGGGGGUCGUGAAGAUCUUGAGACAGAGCGAUCUGGAGGCCAAGGGAGAGGAUGACAGACCUUGA
This is a messenger RNA of Aureobasidium namibiae CBS 147.97, 435 nucleotides long. RefSeq lists its product as uncharacterized. The coding region runs from base 1 to 435 and encodes 144 amino acids. Gene Ontology annotation, cellular component: nucleoplasm. The record is from RefSeq and is a predicted model, not a curated record. Gene Ontology annotation, molecular function: N6-methyladenosine-containing RNA reader activity; mRNA binding. Lineage: Eukaryota; Fungi; Ascomycota; Dothideomycetes; Dothideales; Saccotheciaceae. The transcript is spliced from 2 exons. Gene Ontology annotation, biological process: regulation of alternative mRNA splicing, via spliceosome; mRNA splicing, via spliceosome.